Protopterus annectens (West African lungfish) is the source of this 3697-nucleotide messenger RNA. It is a transcript of the gene DAXX, whose product is annotated as death domain associated protein. The record is from RefSeq and is a predicted model, not a curated record. NCBI's taxonomy places the organism in Eukaryota, Metazoa, Chordata, Ceratodontiformes, Protopteridae. The coding region runs from base 546 to 3329 and encodes 927 amino acids. The transcript has 8 exons. Gene Ontology annotation, molecular function: histone binding.
AGUUUGGUGGGGGGUGUAGGGGGACUAUUGGGGCGAGACGGGUCCACGAAGCGCGACAGUGGGAAAAAAGAGAGAGAAGUCGAGCUGUGCUGGAUUAAUUUAAAAUAGACUCUUCGAUUUUGUCUACAGACAUCUGGCUGGACUGGAUCUCGUAGCCUGAUUUCAGAGUUCUAAGAGCCUGGAUUCCAUGGCAACAUGGUUGAGGAGUUUCAGCCUUCACAUACACAAGAAAAACUUUAUGUGAGGAAAGGAGGAAAAUAAAACUAGACGUGAAAGCACAAAGUAUUUUUACCCGGGUGUCUGCUGCCAAUGUUUACUUUAUCCUUCAUGGGUACUGCAGGGAAAUUUUCUUUGAGAACAGCUGCUCUGCGUUAAUGGCAUUUGAUUUAAAGAUGUGUUAAUCUAUAUGUUUUGCACAGCUCUGUUUCAUAUUUGUGACUUACUACUGUAUAUUUGUUCAUUAAUUAAAAUUUUUUUAUUGAGGGAGAGAGUGCAUACAAAACCAGAUGGUAGGCUGGCUUGAAUGCUGAAGCGAGGUAGUGUAAAUGGCUGAGAGUGAUGAAAUUAUCAUACUAAGUGAUGAUGAUGAAGAGGAGGACCCCAAGAGGCAACAAAAAGGCACUACUAACCAUCAUCAGAGUACUUCUGAGUCUGGCACAAGGCAGUUGCCUCACAAGUCUUCAUCUGCAAAUUCUACAAAUGGAGUGUGUUUGAAACCCAAAGUACUCGGUACAGCUCAGGAAAAAGUGCGAAAUGUAGAAGCCCUGAAAACUGAGAAUGCACAUUUGUUCAAUGAGUUUGUUGACUACUGCACAAAGCACACUACCGAACAUCCUGAGGUUAUCACUUUUCUGAAAGGCAGGCAUGAAAAGACUAACCCAGACUACCUGUCCUCCACAGAAUUCCGAAACAUUAUCGGGCGCUGCCUUGCACGGGUGCAGAGUAAGAAAAACAAAAUCUAUGUUUAUAUCAAUGAACUUUGCACUUCACUUAAAGCUAAUUCUCAGAAGAAGAAAGUCACAGUUAGCCAUGUACCUAGUCAAGGCAAGGAGACAGCAUAUACAGAAAGCUGCAGCAAACUGUUUGUUACUGAGCCAGAGGUGCAAGAUGUCUCUUCCAUGCAAGAUCAUACUGAUGCUCCAGAAGAGGAGAAACAGGAGAAAAAAAGUACUGGCUCUAAACGACAGAUUAGAUAUUUGGAGAACUUAUUGAAAGUAUACUCUGAUGAGAUUCAUAAGUUACAGGAGAAAGAAUUGGAUUUAGAUGAUUUAGAAGAUGAAGACUCCACCUAUAUCCAGGAGAAUCGAUUAAAAAAAAAGAUGAUUAAGAUAUUUAAGAAACUGUGUGAACUAAAGGGUUGCAGCAGCCUGACAGGACGUGUCAUUGAACAGCGCAUUCCCUACAGGGGGACCCGGUACCCAGAGAUUAACCACAAAAUUGAGAAGUUUAUUAAUCGACCAGAUCAAUUCCCAGACUAUCAAGACAUCUUGAAAGUAAUCCAGAAGGUUAAUGAUACAAGUAGCUUGGGACUGAGUGCAAAACAGAUGCAGAGUAUGGCACAGGAUGCCUUUCGAGAGGUUGGCAACCGCUUGCAAGAGAGGCGACACCUUGAUCUCGUUUACAAUUUUGGCAGCCAUCUUACAGAUGAAUAUAGACCAGGCUCUGACCCAGCCAUGGCAGAUAUCUCCUUGGAGCGACGCUUACGAGAGAAUCGUGCAGUCUCAAUGAACCAACUAGAUGCAGUUAUUCAAAAAUAUGCCAACAUGCAGGAAGAUGUUGAGAAUGAGGAGUAUGAGAAGAAACAACAGAGGACAAAUGUAGCGGUGCCAAGUUCUUCUGCAGGCUCUGCUAAAGCGAAUUUUGACCAAAUGCCAAUGGAAGAGGCCAGCAGCGAAAGCAAGGUCGAGGAAGCAAACAGUGUAGAUAGAAAAAGUUCUCGCUUGGAAAAAGCAUUUUCAGAAAAAACAAGCACAAAACUGAAGAAUACCAAGGGAUCGGACAGGGAAACUGAAGGUGAUGAGGAGGCAGAAGAUGAUGAGGAGGAUGAGUUGUCUUCAGAUCCAGAUAUUGAAGAGGAAUUGGAAAAUAGUUGUCUGAUGUCAGAGGAGGAGGAAGAGGAGGCCCAUGGUGACAUAAAGAUAGAAACACCUGAUGCUGAUCAGGAACCAGACAACCAGUCUGUGCAUUUUGGAGUUUACUCUGGAGCAGAGGAAGUAGAAGACGAUGAUGAAGAAAUAAGUGAAAAUGAGGGUGACUCUGUAGAUGAUGAUGAAAUUGGUCUGGAGAUGGGACCUGAAGAAGACCUCAUUUUAGAUAAGGACACUUGUUGCACUCUGUCUGACAUACCUGAUAAAGAUGCACAGCUGCAAGUUAAAUGUGAAAGUCUUGACUCUGGAAACCAUUGCAUUGAGGCUGUUGCAAAUAAAGUGUCUCUAAAUUCUGUUAGCUCUUCGGAUGAGACUGAUGGUCUUAAAGAGUAUACUUUAUCAGAAACCUCAGUGACAAUUAUUAAGGAAGUUUCAGUGAGUCUUACAAGAUCUUCAGUGGUAGAGAAGGAGGUUGCAAGGAGGACUUCAAAAACAUCUAGCAACGGACUAAACGCAGUGACUCCUCAUAUUAACAAUUCUUCAGAGACAUCUUCACAUUUUCCAGAGAAGUCCUGCAGAAAACAUUUAAGCUUUCCAGAUGCUCAGGAUAUUGAAAAUGCAACAUCAGAGUGUUCAGAAUCAUCUAAAAGCCCUCUCAGAAUGUCUCAAAUCUCUGCAAAUAUACAAACCAGUAGCCUAGAAGAUCAGACAGCUUUGAGCUUUCCAGAGGCUUCUACUAGACUGAGGAGGUCUUUGUCUAUGGACUUCAGUCCCAGUCUUGUAUCUGAAAAAUCAAACACUCCAAGAAAAAAUCGAUUGCGAAAAAGAAGCAAUUCAGAUUCCAGAAAUCUGUCAAUCUUGUCAGCUCCUAUAAAGAUAGAGACAGAAUCUUUUUCAGAAAAUGGUGGAAAUAUACCCAUUAUGACAGUUAACGGUAGAGCAGUGGACAGUGUUGCAGAAAAAACACCUCCGAGGAAGAAAAGGAAGAGGUCUGAUGGAGUAUCCCCAAGCACAGGCAGUGAUGCAGACCCAGAAGACAUCUCACUGCAUCUGGAGGUGACUUGUCUUGGUCCAGACAAAACUCUUGUUGAUGUGGCUUCAUCUCAAGAUGACUCGCCUUUUAAGAACAAUGUCGGCAGUAGCUCAAUAACAGCAUCUCAUCGUCGCCACAAAGUUCUUAAGGUGAAUGUAGCAACACAAUGUGACCCAGAAGAGGUUAUUGUAUUAUCGGACUCUGACUGAACAAGCCGUAUAUGAAGCAUUGGGAAUUAAAAGGCUUGUGAAACCUAAAAACAUAACUUCAUUAGCAGAUUAUAGGACAUGUUCCUUGCUGCCUUGUAGGAGCACAUUGGACACACAGCAGUGCUAGCCUUUUGGCUGUGCUCAGCUCAUUUAUUCAGAGGAAGCAGAGUCUACAAACACGGGUCAGCAGCACCAAACUGCAAUUCAACCAUUUCUCUCUCCUUUUUUUUUUUUUUUUUUUUCCUUUGGGAGGAGGGUGACAAAUUUUGGACAGCCAAAUUGCCAGCAUAUAUUCUUCAGUCCUGCCUUUUUCAUUUUCUUACUUUUUGAUGGAAAGAUUAAAAAAAUAAAAUUGCUUUAAAAUUUUA